ACUUAUGUCGGCGCGGUACGUUUGAAAAUGGAAACAUUAUUUUUACAUUUUAGCAUUGUUGCACAAAAACUGGAUAAUUUAUUUGAAUGAAAACCUAUAUACAUAAAUAUUAUUUCACCCCCAUUAUAUAAAAGAUUAGCGAAAUCAAAAUGGAUAAUGAAAGUAUGGAUUCGAUUACGAGUCGAAUCCAAAAACUGGAGAAGCUGAUGCAAGGAGAAAUCCAAGAGGCUGGCAUAUUGGAUACAUUAGUGAACCAUCAGGGACUCUUGGAUUGUUUAUAUGUUUUAUUUAAUGAAUGCCAGACACAAAACUUAUUGAAAAACAAAUAUGUUUAUGAGUUUGUGAAGAAAUACAAGAAAACUGUCCAGGAAAUAGCAAAGCUCCGGUUAAAAGCUACAGAUUUUGAAGUGAAGGAAAUCAUUGGCCGUGGUCAUUUCGGGGAAGUUCGUGUGGUGCGUGAGAGAUAUAGUGGUACUGUCCAUGCUAUGAAAAUGCUGGAGAAAAGUAAAACUCUAGCUCAAUCUGAUGUGUCUUUCUUCUCUGAAGAGAAAGAAAUCAUGGCUAAAGCUGACAGUUGCUGGAUAACAAAACUCCACUACACCUUUCAAGAUGCUAAUUAUCUGUACUUUGUCAUGGAAUUCUAUCCUGGAGGAGAUUUACUAUCUCUAUUAUCAAGAUACAAUGAUAUUUUUGAUGAAAAAAUGGCUCGAUUUUAUCUCACAGAAAUGGUCCUUGCUAUUAACGCUGUCCAUUCUUUGGGGUACAUUCACAGAGAUAUUAAACCAGAGAAUGUAUUGCUUGAUAGAAAUGGACACAUCAGACUUGCUGAUUUUGGCUCUGCUGCAAAAAUGUCAUCCAAAAAUUUGGUAUCUUCACACAUACCUGUUGGUACUCCCGAUUAUGUUGCACCAGAACUACUAAAGAUGAACACAGCUAGUAGUGUGCAGCGAUACAGUGUUGAGGUAGACUGGUGGUCAUUGGGAGUGUGCGGCUAUGAAAUGCUUUAUGGCGUCACUCCAUUCUCCAGCAGCGAUAACUCAAAAUCUGGGACCUACAACAAAAUUAUGAAUUACCAGCAUUAUCUAAAGUUUCCGUCCAGUGAGAUCUCCAAAGACGCUGUAGAUUUGCUCCAACACCUGCUGACUGAAGCAAAAUACCGUCUUAAUUACCAGAGCUUGCUUGUUCAUCCAUUCUUUGCAAGUAUGAAUUGGCAGAACAUACGGAAUGAAAAAUCUCCUUUUAUACCAAGUGUGAGUAGUUUAGAUGAUACCUCCAAUUUCGAUGAAUAUGAAAGGCUACCACCACAACCAAAAUAUGAUGACCCUAAAUUGCGUCGAGAUUUCAGUGGCAAAGACUUGCCUUUUGUUGGUUUCUCUUACUUUGGUUCAACCAAAGAUGAAUCUACGGAUUCUUCUGGAGUGACAUCUGGAGUGACAUCUUCUGAGUUUGACGAAAGUUCUGAUGAUGGUAAACCAUCUAAUGUAAAGCUGACACUGACUGUAAAUGUCAAAGAACACCAGAAGAUUGCAGAACGCUGUAAUGAGCUGGAGUCUAAUGAGAGCCUAUUACGUGCAGAACUGGAGGAGCUGAGGCAUGUGGUUGACAGAAAGGAGUUGACUAUUCAGAGACUGCAGGAGGACAAACUUUCAUUGACCAAAGAUCUAUCAAAUUGUGCAGAUAAAUCAAAUGUUCUUGCUAAACGGUUGGAACAAGAAAUAGAGGCCAAAGACCGGGUGCAUAAGCAAGGCCUUAGUAUAUUAAAUGACAUCAAUAAAUUCAACAGUGAAGCUGAAGACAUCAAAUGUGCAAUCACCCAUGCAAAGUUGGAUGAGCUGAAGCAAGUAAUUAAAGUGCUGGAAGGCCAGAAUUCUGCGAUGGUGAAGCAGCUGUUCAAUAAAGAUCGAACAUUGAUUGAAUGUCAAAAACAUUUGUUGAGCACUCAAGAGCAGUUGGAGAAAGCCAAAGACAGAUUAGAAAAGGAAAGGAAAAAAUCCAUGGAUGAGCAACGUUGGGAAAAUAAGCGGAUCAAAAACUUGGAAGAUAGCUGGAGACAUCAAAUGCUAAUUAAGGAUGAUGAGAUUAAACGUUUACAAGGCCGAAUCGAUGACUUGAAUCAUCAGAAUGCUAAAACGUCAAAAUGCCACAUCUGUCAUGAUGGUAAGCUUCUAAAUAAAGCAGAGAAACUUGCUGAGGACAUGAGCAAGAAAUAUGAAGAUGAGAAUAAACUGAGGAUACAUUUGGAGAAAAAGCUUGAUGAACAGCUGAAAAAGCAGAUGGCUAGUGACAAAUGGUUAUCUGAUUCAACUGAGUCACUGAAGGAUGAAUUGGCUGAGAACCAGAAAACUAUUGCACACCAGGAUAAAUUAAUAAAGGAAUUAUUAGAAAAAGCUGAUAAUCAAGAAAUGACUUGGAAGAGAAUUUCUGAAGAUCUGGAAUUAAAAAUAAAGGUUUUGGAAGAUGAAUCAAAUAAACUGAAAACUAAAGAAAAAUCUAAUGCUGAACUGAAGUUAAGCUUACUCCAACAGGUGAAUACCUACCAAGAAGAAGUGAAGCAGCUGCGUAACCAGUUGCAGGCAGUGACUGACAAAAUUACAAGAGAUGAGGAAUCGGUUACAUUAGUACUUGAAAACAAAAUUGAGGAACUGAGAAAGCAAUUAGAAAAGAAGAGUAAUGAGAAGGAAUUGUCAGAUGAACGAGAAAAACAACAUUUACGAAAAAUCAAGGAGCUGGAAAACAUUCUUGAUGAUAAGGAGAAUCUGAAAGCAAACAAUGAACAGCGGCUUCUGACAAAGAUUAAGGAACUAGAGAAUCAGUUAGACCAAGAAAAUGUGGACAAUAAGUUACUGGAGAGCAAGGAACAGCGACUUCUAGAAGAACUAAAGACUUUAGGAACUGAGUUGGAUCAUGCUAAUGCUGGUCGGAAGAUGGUGGAAAGUAAAGAACAGCAACUCAUUGAUAAAAUAAAAAAUUUGGAAAAUCAGUUAGAAAGUGUAGAAAGUGGCAAAAGAACACUGGAAAACAAAGAACAGCGUUUAACUGAUAAGAUAAAGGCAUAUGAGCAUGAUCUAGAACAGGAAAAAAUUGGUAGGAAACUUGCUGAGAAUAAAGAGAAGCGUUUACAAGAAUCUGUUAAGUCUCUUGAGAACAAGUUGGAUGAUAUUACAUCAUCUAAAAAACAAUUUGAGAACAAAGAUCGUCGCAACUUGGAGAAGAUCAAGCAACUGGAGACUCAAUUAGAAAAAGAGUCAUCAGACAGAAAGUUAGCUGAAAAUAAGGAUCGACGAAAUCAAGAUAGAAUUCGGGAUCUUGAGAAUCAGCUAGAGAAAGAAAGCUCUUGUAAGUCAUCACUUGAAAAUAAAGAGCGGCGUUUGUUGGACAAAGUUAAAGGUUUAGAGAGCCAAGUUUCAAAUGAUGAAAUGACAAAGCAUCAACUGGAAAAUAGAGUUGCUCAGCUUCAAGAGAGGAUUAAAGAUUUAGAACAACAGAUGGACAAGAAAGACAAACAAGCUGAUGCAACUGAAAAGCAAUUGGAGGAGAAAAUAAAGCUACUUAAAGAUGAAGUGCGGUCUUAUUCAUCGAAGGAAAAACUUGGAGAAUCCCAUGAGAAACAUCUGAAAUCAAGGAUAGAGAACAAAGAACUUGAAAUUGAAAGAUUGAAAGCUGAAAAAACUGAUGUUAGGAAAAGAGACAAGUUGUGCCGAGAAAAGAUCAUGGAACUUGAACAGAAGCUAGAACUGGAAACCAUUGAGAAGCAGAGACUAGACAGAAAGUGCAGACAACUAACAAGGCAAAUUGAGGACACUGAACGUAACUCAGAGAAGUUUAAUUCUGAAAAGAAUGAGAUGAAGAAAAUUGAACGUCUGCACAAAGAAAGAAUAAAAGAACUGGAAGCAGAAGUACAAAACAAAACUAAAGCUAAGGUCUCUCUUCCAUUAUCUCGAUCUGUGAGUGUAAAUCGAAUGCAGGGCAGAUCAGCAGAAACAAACGAAAAGACAGAAGAGAAAAUUCAAAUACUCCAACAAGAUAAAGCUCAUCUAGAAGCUCGUGUGUCUACACUGGAACAUAUUGUUGAAGAAUACCAAAGCAACAUAACUGCCUUAAAAGAAAACAUUAAAAAGCAAGACAAAUCCAACAAAGAACUUGUAAAAAGUUUAACAGAAGAAUUAACAUCUUGGGAAGAAGAAGCAUCUAAAAUGAAAGAGCGUCUGUUGUUACAAAUUGAUAAGAUAAAAACACAGAGAGAUAAAGCUGAAGAUAGACUUCAAAGCUCUCAGUCUGAUCUUGAAAAAUGGCAGCAAGAAAUAACAAAAUCAGAGGAGAAUCUUGUGGAUUAUCAUAGGCAAGUCAAAGUGCUGCAGAAAGAACUGGAAGAAACCCAUCGCAGUUGGAGUCAAACUCAGUGGGAGCUGGACAAAAUUAAGCGGGAACAUGAUAAACUUGAGCAUGCUUAUAUAGAGAUCUCCAAGAAGUUGGCAGACAACAACAUUGACCAAGAAUCUGUGUCGAGCCUUCAAACAACCAACUCACACUUGUUAAAUGAAGUGAAAUUAUAUAAAUCCAAAGAAGAAAAGGCUGUCCGAACAUACAGAGAAUAUGAGGACAAAUACAAGCAUUCCGAGAAAGAGAAGCAUUCUAUAAAUAUGGAACGGCAAUCUCUGCUACAUGAAAUUCAAGACCUUCAGCAUCAGUGUGAUAUGGAAAGAAGGGCUGCAGACAACCUGAAAUCUGUGUGUAAAGAACUGGAACUCCAAGUCAUUGACUAUGAGGGUAUUAUUAAACAAUAUGAACAAAAAGAAUCUGACUGGACUACAAUAAGGAAUGGCUAUGAAGAAACUCUAAAAUCAAAAGACAGAGAUGUGCAGAAUGCAGAUAAGCUUCUUGAGGCAGAGAUGAUAGCAAGAGAUGCAGAUACCAACAUUCUAAAUUCUCUGACACAAAAGCUGAACACUAAUAAAUCUGACUACAUAGAUGAAAUUAAUGGAUUGCGAUGUCAGCUUGAAGAAGCCAAAAAGAAACUAAACAAAUGCUUUCACCAACUAUCUGUUGCUGAGAAAAGAGGGUCAAAGCUGGACAACGAGAAAACUGAAAUGAAGCAAUCACUGUGUAACAAUAAAGAAUACGAAUCUCAGUUGAAGGAACUGUGCUCAAAACAGGCGGUAGAAUUGGACCAUCUACGUGAGGAGAAUCGGAAGAUCAAAGAUAACUGGCAAGAAGCAAUGGAUAAGUUUGAACUGAUAUUUGGAGAAAAGGUUGACUUAGAAAGAGUUAUGGAACUUCUACAGAGUUCAUACUGUUUAGAAAAAUAUCGCUUUGAAAGUAUGAUGGGGCAACAGAUGAAACUUAUUGACUACAUGCACGCACUAAUACCUGAUAGUACUGCUAAAAAGAAAAAGUGUUCUAGAUUGUUUGGGAGCUUCAAAAGCAAAGACUGUAUGAAUAAAACCCCAGUGCGUGCCGGUGGAGACUUGUACACUCAAGUAGAAGCAGAAAAGAAGAAAAAUGCUAAACUGCAAGAACAAAUCGAGAAAAUGAGGGCUGAAAAUUAUCAACUGGCCUCUGAAGUUUUGAAACUGAAAACUGGUGAUACAGAUGCACAUGAGUUUCUUACAGGAAGAAGCGCUCUGUCAGACCCUGCUGUUAUCUCAAGUCUUAGCAAUUCUCCAACUACCCACACACUGUCCAAGUUAACUUCCUCAGUAUCAUCCAGUGGCUUGAGCAAGAGUGCACCUGGCACUCCCAUGGCCCCUGCUAAGCCACCUCGUGCUAGGAUGAAUCACAACAUACCACAUCGGUUUGUUUCUGGUUACAACACGCGUGCAACUAAAUGUGCUGUGUGCCUUGGAAAUGUUCCAUUUGUUUCACAAGCAAAGAAAUGCGAAGAAUGCCAUAUUGUGUGCCAUAUGAAAUGUGCUUCACAAGUGCCACCCACCUGUGGACUAUUACUGGAAUAUAUUCAGAACUUUACAUCUUGUAUGCGUAGAAUAGACUCCGCUGACACUGUGAAUUCAAGUCAAACAAAUCCCUGUGAAAUUUCAAGUUAUCUUAAGAUCCAAAGAAGUGGUAGAAAUAGCUGGGAUCAGUGUUGGGUGAAACUUGAUGGAAAUAUGUUGAUGAUUUACAAUGAUGAAGACGACUCCUCACCUAUUGACUCUUUUGACUUGUAUCCAACCACAAACAAUGAAGUGGUGGUUCACAGUGCUGUGACAGCUGCUGAGCUUCCUAACACCGCUACUUCCGAUCUGUUGUACAUCAUGAAAGUUGAAGAGAUUCCAGACAACACUUGUUGGCCGGGCAAAAUUCUCUACCUCAUGUGUAUGAAUUUCUCAGAUAAGCAGCGCUGGGCUGCUGCAUUGGAAGCUGUUGUUAAGAAGAGAAGCAAUGCCAACAAACAAACGCGGUUGAUGCACACUGUUGUUCUACAGUUGAAUGAUACCUUCAAAAUUGAAUUAAACUGUUGCCUAAUCCUUAACAAAAAGUUUUUGCUUCUUGGUGGUGAGGAAGGACUCUUUGUCAGUGAAAUCCAAAAUUCUUCUUACUCCUUGUACAGUACCCCAGUUAAGAUAUGUGGUGUUAGCAGUGUUUAUCAUAUGCAGUCUGUAUCUUCCUUACAGUUAGUAGUCCUUCUUGUUGGAGAAGAUCGUGCAUUAAUAGCAAUUAAGAAAAAAAGCCUUAAGAACAAGCAUUUCCAUAAGUUGCCAAACCAGUCCAACCCUAUCCCUUAUGACACUUUAGACAAAGUUAUCCGUUGUACAGUGUUUGAUGUUGGCAUGUGGGAGGAAUGUGUUUACCUUUGUGCUGGCAUGAUCGACAGAAUUGUCCUCAUGAAAUACAACCAUGGAUUGGAUAAGUUUUGCGUCCGAAAGGAAUUUACUACCAUUGCUGAACCUUGCAGUUGUGUGUGUGUUGCAGAUAAAUUUGCCAUUGUUGGCACUGACCAGUUUAUGUGCAUUGAUUUUGAAAAUCCAUCUUUGAAAGAAUAUUUAGACAGCAAGGAUCCAUCUUUUAAAUGCAUAUAUGACAAUACAAGCUUACCUUUGAAUGUUGUGAAAAUUUCUCCACAAGGAGCACCGCUAGAAUUCUUGCUCUGCUAUUAUGAAUUCGGUGUUUAUGUGGACUAUAGAGGUCGUAGAAGUCGGUCAAAUAACUUAAGAUGGAGUGGUGUACCCUUGACAUUUGCCUAUCAUGACCCCUAUCUCUUUGUCACUUACUUCAACUUUGUUCAGGCCAUUAACAUCCCCAUGAACAGAAGCCAGAUAAAAGGAAAGCAAAUGUCAUUUGUAAAAGUGAGACCUCGUUAUCUGGGUAGGGCUCCAGGGAUGGGCUCUGCAUUUUUCGCUUACAUCUGCCAGCAACGUACAGAGGUAUUGUGUUUGCGUGGUGGCAAUCAUGACCAGGUUCAGCAGGAAGACAACUGGGACACUGAUGUAGAUCCUGAUGAUGAUGCUCUUCCAGGUUCCCAAAGACAUGUACGUUUUGUCAGCCCUGAGAAAGCAAGGCGCAUUAGGAAAAGUAGUUCGUGGUCUUCAUUCGAUGGUCUUGAGCCCAACUGCACCAGUGCCUCGGAGUCUUCAAGCUCUUCUCAAGAUGCCCGACAUUUGUAUGCAACAAUUAGGAAAAAUGGAAUGAAGAAUCAGUACCAUUACUGAAAUCAAUACAUCUUCAACAUUUGGACUAUUGAUACCCCACUACUUUAUUCAUGAUCAUCAUUGAAGUUAUUUUUUUGUCUGCAUUGGUCUGUUUUGAGGUUCUUUUUCCUUCAAUUAAGAUUGUACAGUGUUGUAAAUAUAUCUCCUACUGUCUCCACAUUCUGUUCACUUCAAAGCUACAUUUUAUUGUCCCUCCCAGUUUCAACUAUUUCUCCAUUUCAGUCCCUUUAAGCCAAAAAAUAAACCAACAAUAACAUCAAUGAUAAUAAUAAUAAUACCAACAAUAAUAGUGA
Molecule: messenger RNA, 7939 nt
Organism: Octopus sinensis (East Asian common octopus)
Lineage: Eukaryota; Metazoa; Mollusca; Cephalopoda; Octopoda; Octopodidae
Product: citron rho-interacting kinase
Exons: 61
Coding region: 150-7646 (2498 amino acids)
Biological process (GO): peptidyl-threonine phosphorylation; actomyosin structure organization
Cellular component (GO): cytoplasm; cytoskeleton
Molecular function (GO): ATP binding; protein serine/threonine kinase activity
Source: RefSeq, a predicted model, not a curated record